AUGCGUUCAUCAAUAGGGGUACCAUUGGAUAUUUCAGAUGCCGAUGGCAUCGAGUUGCUGUCCACUAACGAAAAGAACCUGUGUUCUAUACUUCGAAUAUUGCCAAGGCUGUAUUUAACCAUCAAGGAGACCCUUAUUGCGGCAAACGCUAAAUACGGACAUUGUAAAAGAGCCCAAGCAAGGAGCCUUAUCAAGAUAGACGUGAACAAAACAUCUCGCAUUUACGACUUUUUUAUUGGCGCUGGCUGGAUUAAGCCGAGGCCCGACAAGAGUGGUACAUCUUCGCCAAGCGAGCCAAACAUGGAAGAAGAAGCCAUCGCUUCGGACUAUUCGACCUUGGACUUUUCCGAGACCUCUGAGGCAACCACAGCUUCCCGCCCACCAAGAGAUGUGGAAAUAAAGCUGGAGGGCCAAGAGGAGAGUGCUCAUGACGCUGCCGGUACCGUUGUCCCCCAAAAGCGUCGCAGCUCUUCAGAGGAUGAGAAUCUCGCAAAAAAAGUUCCUAUAGUAAAGCUAAAGCUGUCUGUUUCGUCUCCCUCAGAGUGA
This is a messenger RNA of Mitosporidium daphniae, 546 nucleotides long. RefSeq lists its product as uncharacterized. Gene Ontology annotation, cellular component: SAGA-type complex; nucleus. Gene Ontology annotation, molecular function: transcription coactivator activity; chromatin binding; protein binding. The transcript has a single exon. Bases 1 to 546 code for a protein of 181 amino acids. The record is from RefSeq and is a predicted model, not a curated record. NCBI's taxonomy places the organism in Eukaryota, Fungi, Microsporidia. Gene Ontology annotation, biological process: regulation of transcription by RNA polymerase II; chromatin remodeling.